AUGGCGCAACAUUCCAACAUUGCACGGUCGGCCCUCAUGACGUCGGCCGCUUCGCCUGAUCCUUCAACGCUGGACCAGAGGAGUAAUAAUAACCAGCCCAACGGUGUCAGUUCCAACGGACCGAGUGACGGCUCGGGGAAAGAAGGAAGCCUGAUGCCUCCCCCGAAAACCGUGGUCGGACGAGCGCUAGGAAAUGACCUGCAUUCCGACAAAAGCUCGCAGCUGCACAAGGGCGGAGUCGGAGCUGCCCUGACUGACACUCCGAUUUCUACCGCACCCCCGUCUCCACAGAUAUUGGGUCGUACUCAGCCCGGAACUCCCAACCGAGUGCGAGCAACUACUCUUGAUAUUCCGGGGCUGACCAAGUCCAAGGUCUCCCCGGAUGGUCGGAUCGCCCAGCGCGAUGUUGGCGCAAAGCUGGUGAUUGUCAUGGUUGGCCUCCCUGCCCGAGGCAAAAGUUACAUCACCAAGAAGCUGGCUCGGUACCUGAACUGGCUUCAACAUGACACCGAGAUUUUUAACGUGGGAGAGCGUCGCCGUGUGGCGGCGGGAAAGUCCCCAUCGCCGGCUAAGCUUGACCACGGUCAGGAUAGGAAGCCGAGUUCUGUCCACAGGGACCUGGUUGACUCGGUCCGUCGAUUAAGCGUCAGCGUCGGGUCUAUGAACCCGGCUGAGGAGACGCCGCCGGAGAAUGAUCCCCCCUUCCACCGCCCGUGGUCCCAGCCAAAAUUCUUGAGUACUAUCGUGCCGUCGUCCAUCGAUGCUGGCCCCGCCCAGUCGUAUCCAAAUGACGAAAGCAUCAAAGAAGCUUCUCCUGAGCCAAUCGACCAGAACGCCAGUUUCUUUGAUCCUCAGAAUCAGCAGGCCGUGAAAAUGAGAGAACAGGUGGCCCUUGACACCCUUGAUGAAUUGCUCGAAUACAUUUUGGAGCGAGGCGGCAGUGUUGGAAUCCUUGAUGCGACCAACAGCACAAUGGAGCGUCGCAAGGCGGUUGUUGAUCACAUCCGCAGCCGGGCCGGCCCCGAGCUGGGAAUUUUGUUCCUCGAAAGCAGCUGUGUGGACGAAGCCUUGUUGGAGGCCAACAUGCGCCUGAAGCUCUCUGGGCCUGAUUACAAGGGCCAGGACCCGGUGGAGGCGCUGGAGGAUUUUAAGAAACGAGUGGCCCUCUAUGAGAAAUCCUACGUGCCACUUGGAGAAUACGAGGAGAAACACGACAUGGCCUACAUCCAAAUGAUCGACGUUGGUCGCAAGAUGGUCUCCCACCAAACUCAUGGCUUCCUUUCUUCUCAGGUAGUCUACUAUCUGCUCAACUUCAACCUUUCCCCGCGCCAGAUCUGGAUCACUCGACAUGGUGAGAGUGUCGACGACCAAGCUGGCCGUAUUGGUGGAGACUCAGACCUCAGCGAGAACGGCAGACGGUACGCCAAGGCCCUGGCUCGCUUCGUUGAUCACCAACGGCGCCAGUGGGAGCUGUACCAGCGACAGAAGGAUAUGCUGAAGCACUUCCCUCCACGCCCUGGUGACAGCACGCCCCCGAACCCGUCAUACAUUCCUCGGGAUCGGCCACGCAACUUUUGUGUGUGGUCAUCGAUGAUGCAGCGGGCGAUCCAAACCGCCGAAUAUUUCAACGAGGAAGAGUAUGACGUCAAGCAGAUGAGGAUGCUGGAUGAACUCCAUUCUGGCAAGAUGGAAGGCAUGACGUACAAGGAAAUCCAACACCAGUACCCAGAAGAGUAUGCCAACCGCAAGAAGGACAAGCUCUACUAUCGAUACCCGGGGCCCGGUGGAGAAGGCUACCUGGACGUGAUCAACCGGCUACGGACUGUGAUUGUCGAGGUGGAGCGUACCACAGAUCAUGUACUGUUGGUCGGUCAUCGCUCUGUUGCGAGGGUGCUCCUUGCCUAUUUCCGUGGCCUCAAGCGGGACGAGGUCGCUGACUUGGAUGUUCCGAUGGGCAUGUUGUACAUGCUGGAGCCCAAGCCUUAUGGGGUGGACUUCAAGGCGUACCGCUACAACACCGAGAGUGACUGGUUUGAUUACCUCCCGGAUUAUGAAUUGCACCAGGUGGGUGCACAGAUGACGGGGUGA
Penicillium alfredii is the source of this 2088-nucleotide messenger RNA. RefSeq names its product 6-phosphofructo-2-kinase PFK26. The transcript is spliced from 3 exons. Gene Ontology annotation, biological process: fructose 2,6-bisphosphate metabolic process; fructose metabolic process. The record is from RefSeq and is a predicted model, not a curated record. Gene Ontology annotation, cellular component: cytosol. Gene Ontology annotation, molecular function: ATP binding; 6-phosphofructo-2-kinase activity. NCBI's taxonomy places the organism in Eukaryota, Fungi, Ascomycota, Eurotiomycetes, Eurotiales, Aspergillaceae. Bases 1 to 2088 code for a protein of 695 amino acids.